Molecule: messenger RNA, 1035 nt
Organism: Amoebophrya sp. A25
Lineage: Eukaryota; Dinophyceae; Syndiniales; Amoebophryaceae
Source: the annotation of a GenBank genome assembly
AGAGGCGUGGCGAGGAUUCUUCAGAGUUUUCUGCCUCGGAAAGCGAUGAGGAAGAAGCGCGUGUGCGGUGGCUUGGAUUGCGUGCUCGCGAUAUUAUCGCAAUAGAGAUCGAUAUACCAACUGGCGUGAUGUCGCUUUUUGUGAACGACGAACUACUGCAGAUGUCACAGCCAGGCUUCAUUCUUCCAGAUAAGUUGCAGAAGGCGCUGGAGCGCAAGGCGGUGCAUGCUGUUAUGGAUCUUGGCGCGGCGUCGAGCGCCUCCGUUCAGGAGCCUCGAAGCGGUAAAAAGAGUGUGUCGAGCAUAUCUUUCAUCCCAGGUCCGAUGGCCCUCGGUGUAUCUCGACAGCUGCAGAUUUUCAGCGAUAAGUGCGGGCCCGAUGGUUCGACGAGUCGCAGGUUCCAUGAAUUUUGUGGAACUGGCGUCAGCCUAGGCAACAAUGGACUGAGUGUGCGUCGCGUGCACGUUCCUGAACAGCAGGUUGCAAAAAACUUGUCUACUCCUGGCGCACCAAAUCGGCGACAAACCAAUUUGGGCGCACUAGGACGAAACCCAGUACCGUACUGGCCUCAUUUGGGCGGAAUCUUCUUCGAAUGCACGAUAGACAUUCUUGCCGAAGGUAGCAAAGGGGGUACAGCGACGAGUUCGUCAUUCUUCUCUAAAGAAAGGACUACAGCUGGAACUGCUGACAACAGUUGUAGUAGCGAGCAAGGCUUCACGAUCGGAUUGACUUCGGUGAGCCCGUCGCGCCUAGCACAGCCGGGCUCAGCCUGUCCUGGUCAGAUUAACACUGCCGACCUGGAUCCUGCGUGGGGAGUUUGUAUUGAUGGUCGGGUGUGGCACGGAGGAAUAUCGCAAAUGAAGCACGACUUAGGUGCCGUGAAAAUCGAUUUGAAGCCUGGAGACCGAUUCGGAUUGUUCCUGGCGACAAAGAAGACGAAAAUCGCAAAAGAUAGUGUCGUCAACACAGCAAGCGAUUUUGGUACAACUUCUAGGAACUACUUUUAUCGUGGGCAACUGUUUCUCGUUCUCAAUG